This is a messenger RNA of Linum trigynum, 1910 nucleotides long. Lineage: Eukaryota; Viridiplantae; Streptophyta; Magnoliopsida; Malpighiales; Linaceae. The record is from the annotation of a GenBank genome assembly.
UUGGUACAAGCAAUGGCGGAUCCAGGGGGUGGCCACCUCCUCUGGAUCUAUAGUUAGUAUAUGCCUUAUGAAUUUUUCGAUUUUAGAUAUUCAGGUCAUUGUUAUUUUAAAAUAAGAUUGGGUAUAAUUAGAAAAAUAAUUCAGAUGAACAUAUUCAAAAUCACUACUCUAAAUUUAGCUUAUAAAUUCUAACCCCAAAGGUUAUUUGUCUAAAAAAAACAAUGAAACCUAAAAAUUCAAAAAGUUUAAAACGUAAAAGACUAAAACAUAUAUGAGGUUUGUUACCUUGGAAAAUUUACUAAAGCAGCUGGUGGAUAUAGGGAUGGAAACACAAUGCAAAUUGAUUAGUAGAUUGAUUUGUCUAGUGUUGAUGUUGCUCGAUUCAACAGCUAAUACGAAUAGAACCUUUUCAACAACGAAACAUGUGAAAAUUGAUUUGCGCAACAAAAUGAGCGAUGGAUUUCUAGUCGAUUGCUCAAGUAUUUUAUUUGAAAGAGUGUAUACUAUUGGUAUGGAUGUGGACUCCAUUAUUAAUGCAUUCGCUAAAUUAAAAUACCAUAGUGUACAAUUUACAUUGUAAAAAAAUUAUAAUCAUUAUAUUUUUUACUAUUCUAAUUUUCUAAUAAAAUGCAGCCCAGUGCACUUCUGUGUUCUAGAUUCGCCGGUGGGUACAAGCCCAAUGAAAGAACAGCAGAUUACACAGGGCAAAGAGAAACGUCCAAACAAGUGCAACUGAACAAAAGCCCAUUCCAUUGGACGUUAUUUGUGAAGGAAAGUCCAAAUAUUAAGUGAUCAAAGUUUAGGGUCCGUUUAGUAUAGUUUUGUUGUUGUUGUAGUAUGGUUGUGUAACACAAGAGAAACCACAACAACAUAAAAAUAGAAAACAAAAACAUGUUUAGUUGGUAAUUAUGACAUAUCAUAGAAAUCGACAAUAAAAAACAGAAACACUUUUGGUUCUUUGUAACGAAAUAUCAUAAGAACAUUUCUCAAUAUACAGCAAAGGAAGCAUGGAUUGAGCUGCUGGGAUCAAAAGACCAUUUCUCAAAAUGAUAUGCUUCAAUCUUUUUUUUUUUUUUUGACCAAGAUAUGCUUCAAUCGAAAGAACUAUUCUGAAGAAUUGGAAGAUGGUUUUCCUUGAGCAACAAAUGGAUCAACAAGAAAUAAUUUGCCGGCUUUAAUCUCUGGUGAGCGGCGACUCCUCCUCCUCCGGCAUCCGCGGCCAACACAACUCCACCUGAGAAGGUAAAUUCGUGUAUUCGAUCGAUGGAGCAAAGAGGGCGAUGGAGAGGACGGAGGGGGCGGGCCAGGGCGAGGGUGAGGAACGAGUGACCGGCUAUGUUGUCGCGUGGAAGAGUGAGCGUCAGCUCUGUGCCCGUCGAAGAGAGGAGAGCUCGCGAGGGAAAGAUGAAGCCAGCGACAAGGGAGUGGUGGCGGCUGGGCAGGUGGGGCUCGCGGCGGUGGCUGUUGAGCAGGGGCCUGGUACAACGCGGCGCGGAGGCGGAGCGUUGGGGGCGGCUGAAAGUAAGUAGGGUUUGGGGGUAGUAUGUGUUAAAAAAAAUUGCUUCUGUGGGGAUUCGAAAACUGGUCUAUUUUAAUGAAAUCAAGCGCCCAACCAGCAGGAAUCUCGUGUGCAACAUGUUUAAGAAUCAGAUCCAAAGCUAUAAAUUGUUGUUUCUCAUAUUUGGGCCUUGUUGUGCAACUCUGAUUCACAACAAAAAAUAAAAACCCAACUAAACACGAUUUUUUUUUCUUGGUUUUCCAAAUUUCUUAAAACACAACAGGAAAUAAAAACAAGCAACAAUACUAAACGGGCCUGUACAAAAGUUACAUUUCAUAAUUGAGGGAUACAUUAGUAAAAGUAGCAUAAUACGGGCCACAAAGUGUUUUUUUAAUGAAUAUACCUGGCACAA